AUGUCGUGGUACCCACCACCGGGACCUAAUCAAGACCCUUACCACAAUGGAGCAUACGGUGGUUAUCCGCCCUCCGCCUCGACCGCCGGUGUAGGACCUCCUGGUCCGGGUCAACAUCGGUUCGAUUACGGACCUCAAGCUGCAGCCGCUGCUGCGGCAGCUAUGGCCGCUACUUUGGGAGGUGGAGGAGCACACCCACUGUCUUCGAACCCAUACGCUCAUCAAGCACCGAUGGGGUAUCCACCCAACUCGUACCCACCUCCGCCCAUGCACUACGGAGCCCCCGCGCCGGUGCCACCGCAUCACCACCCUGCCCCAUCCUCCAGUACUUCCCAAGGCGUUCUCCCCACCCCACCCCACGACGUCUCGACCGACCCCAAUGCGUUCCGACGUUAUUUCAAGUCCCAGCUCGCCGCGUUGAGCUUCAACUCGAAACCGUUGAUUACGAAUCUGACGCUGUUCGCGCAUGAGCAUCUCGUGAGGAUGGCACCCGUCGUGGCCUCCUGUUUGGAGGAUCAUCUCAAAGUGGUGAGUACAUGCAUUCGACCUCUCUGAAGAAGGCUGUCUACGCGAUGCGAUGGAAUACCAAAAUCAUGCCCCCCCCCCAAGGACGCGUCAAGAAGAGGGAGAGCACAGCACCGCCGUGCCGAGAGCUUUGUACCACACGCAUGAUGUGAACAACAUACUGACCACCAUCUCGCACCCCAUGCUUCAUCCGAUAUCUCAAAAUAUGUCGCGCAUACCCGCCGGUCAACUCCUCCGUCCCCCACCAGUCCCCACCCUCCUUCAAGCUCCCAGCUCUCUAUCUCCUCGACUCGAUCUCGAAGAACAUCGGACCCCCUUACCUGGCCCUCUUCGCGCGUUUCAUCAAACGAGGUUUCGUCGACGCAUACCACGUAUCGGACCCAGCCACGCGCGUCAAGAUGGAAGAACUGCUAGGUACCUGGAGAACGGGAGGCGCCGAUGGCGGCGAGUUGUUUCGCGGUCAUGACCAGGGCGAACAUGAUAGUGUGCAGAGGGUGAUUGAGGCUGCUUUGUUUGGUACGUUCGGGAGAGGGGGUGGUAUGGGAGCGAAUGGGAGAUCGGUGCAGGAGAGUGAAUCGUUUCAAUCCGGGGUGAGUCGCAUUUCUCUUGCGGGGGCAGGAAAGGACCAAAAAUUUGUGAUCUGAACGGGAAAAAAGUCUUUUGCGCGUAAUUAGAUGCAGCAAAUCACACCGACGGCUUCGAACGGCGAACGUUCGGGCAUCUUGUUUGAUUUGAGAAGGUUGUUGCAACUUCGAUUGGACCAAGCGGCGCAAAAGCCUUCGGACGAGGUCAAUCAGAGUCAGAUUGAAGCGUUGAGAAAGGUGCGCACCACCGUCCGUUAUUGAGAUUGUCGGAGAGAGACUAACACUUUUUCUUCUCGGCAAUCAAAGUUGGAGUACCUCGUCCUCAACACCCAAUUAACAACAGACCAAGUCGAUCGAAUCCGCGGCCAACUCGCCGCGUUAGCACCCAAAGAAACCUCCGUCGAACCUCGCCCCCACAAACGUGGCACCUCUUCCCAGCCGCCACAGUCUCUCCUCGCUCCUUCUUCCCUGGCCCAACUGACACAAUUGGCAAGAAGUCUUUCCCCUCCUGUUUUGGGAACUCCUCCACCGCCUUCUGCUCAUCAAUCCAUGGUGAUCCCAACGGGUACUCAAAGUCGGGAUCCAACACCUUCCACUCUGGGUGUACCACCUGGUUUAUCAGCCCCUUCGAUGGGAAGUUCAUCAUCAACGACUUCGAUAGGAGGGAUUGAUUUCUCUCUACUCAAUUCGCUGCAAGCGAACGGAUCGCUCAAUUCGCUUCUCGCCUCCGUACGAGCGACCCCCCCACCCCCCCACCACCUCCAAGCUCAACCGAGACCAAAGUCCACCUCGAUACGCAACCCCACCUUCUGACCGUCGACCCCUUGGCGGAAGAAUAUCAUCAUUCACUCCUCUCCCUCUCUUUACCCCUCACGACCUCUUCCUUACUCAAAAGUUCGCCUUCCCGAACCCCUUUCGAAUUCAUCUACGAUCGGUUCCGACUCCAAUGUCAACAAUGCGGUUUGAGGUUCUUCGAUUCGGUUCAAGGGAAGAACGAAUUGGACGCACAUCUGGAUUGGCAUUUCGUGAAGAAGAGGAGGAUCAGGGAAGGGGUUGCGAGAACGCAGGGUAGGAGUUGGUUGAGUUUGGAAGAGGAUUGGUUCGUUGCUUCGUUGGAUGAUGACGAACUAAAUUCGACGACGGAAUUUAAGAAAGGAGGAGGAGGAGGAGGAACUGAACAAAGUCGAAAAGAAUUCAAAGCCUCUCAAGAUGCCAAGUUGGAUUUACAGAUGUUGAGGAAGAGUAAGGUCGUCGCUCCUAGUGGAGGGGAUGAGAGGAGGUGUGGGAUUUGUAGGGAAAAGUUCAAGAGCGAGUGGAGUGAGGAGGAGGAGGAAUGGGUUUAUUGGAAUGCGGUCAGAGUUGAGGGGACGGUGAGUUUUUUCUUUUAUUUUUGUUGGAGAGAAGGUUUCGAUUUGGGUGUGGGGUUGAGAAAGGGGGUGCUGAUUGUGUGCGGAUUGGUUCGUGGUAGAUUUACCAUGCGACAUGUUACGCCGAAGCGAAAGCUGCGACGAACGCGGCGAGGUUACGAGCUGAAGAAGCGCACCAAACUUCAAGUCGGGAAGCGACACCUUCGGACCCGGCAAUUGCGGCUAAGAAGAGAAAGAUACAGGAGGAGGGGGAAGGGGUCAAGGCUGAGGAGGAGUCGAUCAAGGCAGAGCCAGGUGCGGAUAAUCGGUUGGACGAAGGGGAAAGCCCGAUGAAGAAGGUCAAAAGUGAGGAAUGA
Microbotryum saponariae is the source of this 2832-nucleotide messenger RNA. NCBI's taxonomy places the organism in Eukaryota, Fungi, Basidiomycota, Microbotryomycetes, Microbotryales, Microbotryaceae. The record is from the annotation of a GenBank genome assembly.